Fopius arisanus is the source of this 3907-nucleotide messenger RNA. RefSeq names its product Guanine nucleotide-binding protein subunit alpha cta (gene cta). Gene Ontology annotation, molecular function: G-protein beta/gamma-subunit complex binding; D5 dopamine receptor binding; guanyl nucleotide binding. Gene Ontology annotation, biological process: Rho protein signal transduction; adenylate cyclase-modulating G protein-coupled receptor signaling pathway. The transcript is spliced from 5 exons. The record is from RefSeq and is a predicted model, not a curated record. Bases 887 to 1996 code for a protein of 369 amino acids. Lineage: Eukaryota; Metazoa; Arthropoda; Insecta; Hymenoptera; Braconidae. Gene Ontology annotation, cellular component: brush border membrane; heterotrimeric G-protein complex.
CAAUGCAGUAGUGGGGAGCAGAACAAGAGGGAGACUCCGGUUUUCUCGUUUGCGGUGCGGCAGAUACACGAUUUUUAUCACACAUAGAUUAUUAUGUAUAAUAAAUGGAGUAUAAUGCAAAAUUUCAACGAAUUACCCCAACAAAUGCAGUGCUUAUGUUCUCAUUCUAGUGACAAAUUUUGAAAAAUUACUCAACUCGUAAUAAUAGCCGUGGAGAAAGCAGUGAAAGAAAAAAAGAGUAAUAUUACUUCUGACGUGUCGGAGAAAACCGGACGCCCUGGAGACAGUAAAGUCAUAAAGUGAAGUUGUAAAACCAUUGAAAAAAAGAGACACAGAAUUCAUAUCAGGGUCGUGCAAAAAAAAAUUAAACUUCCACAACAUAAACCAAUGACUUCGGGACAAUCUAAUGCAUUCAACCUUUAAACUCACUGAAUUUCCUUCAAUUAACCCCGAAGUGAUUAUUCAAUAAUUUCUACAUCCUCAAGACAUCAAAGAAGAUUCAUGUCAUUAAUCCAACAUAAAAAUGGAUGAGAAAAUAUCUAAGUUGGAAUUGGGUUAUCUCUCAUCGUAGGAAUUUGGAAUAUUCUGAAAAAUAAAUUGGUAAAAAAAUGUGGAAUCUUUGAAACGUAAAUUGAUUAAUAUGUGAAAGUGAACGCCCAGGUGAAAUGUCGACAUGAAGUCACCUGCAUGUACCCUAAAAGACAUUAAAUACACCUGAAAUAAUCAUCUUUUUCUCUUUUGCAAACGCUUGGGAGAUAAUUCUAAAAAAAUGCUAAAAAAAAAAUUAAAAACAACGUGCACUACAGUAUGAAAAUCACUGAGAUGUAAAAUAGUGAUAAAAAAAAAUCUUAAUUAUUUUUGUGAACGGAGAUUGAAGGGGUCUAAGAUGGCGGGCUCCUUAACGUGGUCAUGUACUUGUUGUUUGAGAUUCAAAUUCAGUCCUGAGGAGAUUGAACAGAGGUAUAAGAGCCAGGAGAUUGAUAGAAUGCUUGAGAAGGAUAGGCAGGCUUUUAGAAGACAGGUCAAGCUACUGUUACUUGGCGCAGGUGAAAGUGGUAAAUCAACGUUUCUGAAACAGAUGCGAAUUAUUCAUGGUAUCAAAUUUGAACCGGAGUUAGUCAAGGAAUACCAGCAUGUUAUAUACCAGAACAUAAUAAAAGGUAUGAAAGUUCUCGUUGAUGCGCGUGAUAAGCUAAACAUACCGUGGGAGAAUCCAAAGAAUUACGACAUUGGUUAUCAGCUACUGAAGUUUGAGAAUACCAUGAUACUGGAUGCCAGAUUAUUUCUGCAUUAUGUUCCCUCAUUGCAGAGCUUGUGGCACGAUGCGUCAAUCAGAAAGGCAUUUGAUCGAAGAAGAGAGUUUCAACUGAGUGACUCUGUGCAGUAUUUUCUUGAUAAUUUGGAUCGAAUAGCAAGAGUGGAAUAUGUGCCAACACAUCAAGAUAUAUUACACUGCAGAAAGGCAACGAAAGGAAUUUCUGAAUUUGUUAUUCCAAUAAAUAAUAUACCGUUUCUGUUUGUGGAUGUUGGGGGACAACGAUCACAGAGGCAAAAGUGGUAUCAAUGCUUCGACUGUGUUACAUCGAUUCUUUUUCUCGUUUCAUCAUCAGAGUUCGACCAGGUUUUAUUAGAAGAUAGGAGAACUAAUAGACUCGAAGAAUCAAGAAACAUCUUCGACACAAUAGUAAACAACAUGAUAUUCGGUGGUGUAUCGAUAAUUCUCUUCCUCAACAAAACUGAUCUACUCGAGAAAAAAGUUAAAUCGUCGGACACUAAUGUAAGUUGGUAUUUUCCACAAUUUAACGGUGAUUCACAUUCCAUUAAAGACGUGCAGAGCUUUAUACUCAAUAUGUUCAUAUCUGUUAAACGUGAUCCACGUAAAUCCCUGUUCCAUCAUUUUACAACAGCUGUUGAUACGGAAAAUAUUAAAGUUGUAUUCAAUGCUGUUAAAGAUACCAUUUUACACAGAAAUUUGGAGUCUCUCAUGUUACAAUAAAUGCUGAUCACGUUGCGACGUAGAAAAAAAAACUGAUAUAUAUGAUUGUUUGGAUGGAAACGAUAAAUGAUAUGAAAUUCGAAUUCCGUACCACAAUUUUUUUUCUUCAUUCCAUUCAAUUCGUAAAUAUUCAAAAUUUCCGAAUUUUGUACAUAAAUUACUACUAUAUUGAGUACAGAAAAAGUAUACUGAAACAUUGAACAUCUGAGAAAGGAAAAAACUACGCUAUGAAGUAAACGAUAUAUCUAGGACAUUUUUCACUUCCAAAUUUUAGAUAUUUAAUCUGGAUAGUUCUGUAAUCUAAACGAAAGAAACAAUAACUGCCGGAUUAUGCAUCCAUAUUAUAGAUUUUUAUUACAUUUUUAUAUACAACACCAAUAAUUAAGUAGGGAAACGAUGAAAACAAGUGUCUAACAAUGUCUGACAAAUUGUCUGAUGAAUAUUUAUUGACGGCGUUCGGCCGCUUGGAAAUAUUGUGGAAACCAUAAAGUUUCAGAAGUCCGAAAAAUUGCAAAUAAUGUAGGUACCUCUUUUAAAAAAUGACAUUGACUUGAGUGAGACUAUCAAAUGCAGUCACAAUUUUGAAGUAACUACAAAAAACUAUUUUACCUUAUACGGGGUAAAAACUCGCAGAGUUCCAUGAUUCUAAUCAAAAUAAAUUUCAGUUUCAGCCCCAUAAGUCUAUGAAAAAUAGCAUUAGAGGAAUAGAUAUUAUACUGUUAAUCGAACGUGAAUCGUCAGAAAAUUUAUAGUAGAAUCCUUCCUUGAUACAUAAUUUCAAUUUCUCAAACCUUAGCGAAAAAUUACUAUGAAAAGUAAUUCACUGCAAUCUGAUGUUUCUAUCGGCAAACCAAAAGAAAAUCCGAUGGCCCUCUGUUUUUAAACGCCAUAUUUCGUUACCGACGAGAGGAAAUUGCUUGCAAUAGGAGCAAUUACAUGAACAUUAGAACAGAAUCUUCUGUAAAGACGAAAUUGUGUUAAAUAAAUAAUAAUUAGUUCUGGAAAAAUAUCGAUUAAAAGUGAUCGAAUUGAUAAACUUUAAGACGACAAUGUUACCAUUUGAAUUAUUGAGUGAAAAGAAGCAGAAAUCUGAGGGUUAAGACCCAGUAAACAAGAAAAAGGGAAAAGCUCGAGACCGAUGAAAAAAUCAGAAGAUUCACAUUGAUCGUUCGUUCGAUCUUUUUUUAUUUUACAAUAAUCUGUAUUUGCUGGUCUCACACAAGCUUCACUGCUCAUUUGUUAAAAAUGCACUUCCGUCAUACCUACACGGAAAGUUCGAUUUUACUCCCCAAAUGACGGGAAGAAAGUGGCCUAUUCUCUCCCUCGGAUUUCUAUUGUUUUUGAGCAUCCUCGGGAUAACAUAACCCACAUUCCUCCCUUCAUUUACGAAGAAAAAUCGAACUUUUCCGUGUAGCCAUGACGGAAAGAACAAUGUGCACCGCGGAAGGGAAACAGGACAUUCAAACCCGCGUGGUUACCACCCUCGGCUUCGCCUCGGUUCGGUAAUACCCACGCGGGUUGGAAUGCCCUGUUUUCCUCCCAUGGUGCACAAUAUACUAUUCUACACUAAGGUCUCCUAAAAAUUACUUUCUGCUUGUAGAACUUUUGAAAAUCAGUCACAUUUUUUGGUAAUUGAAAAACAUUUUUUUUUAUAAAAAUGUACUUCAAAAACGGAUUUACUUUAUGUCUACUUCGGAAAAGAGACGAAGAAAACUUUGUAUAUGAUCAUUUUGCAGUUUUUUCAUUUUUCACUUGUUCAAUAGCUAUGGAAAUAUGCAUAUUUAUUUGAAAAAGAUCCAUUUUUCAUUCACGUUAUUGAUUGAUUAGCUUGCGAAACAGAUGCAGCUCAAAUAUUUUUUCUCAUGUUUAACAUUUAUAUAAAUAAAAAAAAUUAUAAUCGAUUUGAUCGUG